AAUGAUUUUUGUUUGAAUUGUUCUCACCGUUGGGCCGGCCGGGGAGGUGAAGAACAGCUCCAACGGUAAAGUAGUUGAUGACGAUGAGAACUCUAUCAGAGACAUUUCGCUCCAUUAAACGCCCAAUUCCAAACCCUAAAUUGUCCAAAUCAUCACCAUCUCCUUCAAUAUCAGAAGUGAAAUUCACCGCCAAACCAAAAUCAGACUCAUGGUGUGUUUAUCUCAUCCUCUCCACCAACCAUCCAAUCAAAACCUACGUUGGCGUCACAACCAAUUUCCCUCGCCGUUUGAAGCAGCACAAUGGUGAACUUAAAGGUGGUGCAAAAGCUUCCCGUGCUGGAAGGCCAUGGAUUUGUGCAUGCCUCAUUUGUGGCUUUGCAGACCGAAGUGAAGCUUGUGUAUUUGAAUCAAAAUGGAAAGCUUUCACAAGGAGAUUUCCACGCAAAAAUCAAAAUGACAAUCUCUCCAAGGAAUGCGAAGAUCCAUCACUUCCACUUCUGCGACACAGGCAAGCAGCUUUAAAUAGAGUCAAAAACUCCCUUGACUGCACAAACUUAGAAAUUAAUUGGCAUUUGGAUCCAAUGUGAUUCACUACCACGAUGUACAUUUUUUUAAUUUAGAAACUGUUAUAUAACAUAUAAUUUAUUCAAAUGGCAAAAUAUGAGCCAAAUAUUUAAUAGCAACUGUACCAUACACAACAAUUGAUUGUUUUAAUAAUAUAUAUCUCUGUAUAUCUAAA
Molecule: messenger RNA, 739 nt
Organism: Cicer arietinum (chickpea)
Lineage: Eukaryota; Viridiplantae; Streptophyta; Magnoliopsida; Fabales; Fabaceae
Product: structure-specific endonuclease subunit slx1
Source: RefSeq, a predicted model, not a curated record